Molecule: messenger RNA, 5015 nt
Organism: Melitaea cinxia (Glanville fritillary)
Lineage: Eukaryota; Metazoa; Arthropoda; Insecta; Lepidoptera; Nymphalidae
Gene: Sulf1
Product: extracellular sulfatase SULF-1 homolog
Exons: 17
Coding region: 450-4652 (1400 amino acids)
Molecular function (GO): glycosaminoglycan binding; N-acetylglucosamine-6-sulfatase activity
Source: RefSeq, a predicted model, not a curated record
UUGCGUCGGCACGGCCAACGGCCGACCGUCUCGUGAACAGCGUAUCGAGUCGAGUGCGAUCAUUUAUUAAACUUUACGUAUACGUCGAUAUUAUGCAUGUAAACAUUCGUUUUAAACGUAGCUUUUAUUUUUAAAUUUAGUUUUAGAUGUUAAAUUUGUGCUUUGUAGUAACAACUGUUCAACGUAAUUUUGUGUCUUUAAUUUUGUGAAAAAUAAGGUUAUCGAGUGCACGCCAGUGGCAGAUCCUGUUGCACCUUUGAAAGUGUUGGCAGCGCAAGAUGGCGCUCGAAAUAAUAAACAACCAAAUUUCGUUUGUGAAGUCAUUAAAAACAUGAAGAAUAUAGAAGUAGAGAUAGAGAGAGAAUAAAUUAGAAUAAAAUUAAACUUUUAACAAAACUCAUCACGAGAAGUUUUAUCUUGCAAAUAAAUGAUAUUAAUCGUAAAAUAAAAUGAAUUUUAAAAUAAUAUCACUAUUAUUAACAUGGAAUUUUCUAUUGAUAACUGCGAAACGGGACUCUCUAGAAGAUGAUACUUCUGGGGCGAAGGAGUUAAGAAAUAAAGAGAACAACCGAAACCGAACAACCUUCAACGGUACUUUAACUGAUGUCCCUGAAAGAAGAUACUUAAGGCACCGGAACAGUUCAAGAUAUCGUGGUGAUAGGAGAAGAUUUUGGGAACGAGAGCAUGAAAUCAGGCGUGAUAGAAGAAGAGGUUCAGAUGUGUAUUCUUCUGAAGAACAUGUCAACCGAACUGAUCCUUACUCCAAACGAGAUGAUAAACCUCGUAAAACUGAUAAGCAUUGGAAUAAAAGUUCAGAUAAAAUAAAUGAUAGAAAGAAAUCGAGUAAUCAAAGUAAAUCGCCUGAUCGGUCUCCGGUAAGAGAGAAUACCACGAGAUUCAAACCGAAAUUGGCCAACAAAUGGCAAAAUGGUGGAUAUAUUCCGUACCCGCAACCGAGAGAAAAAAAGCCUAACAUAAUAUUGGUUUUGACUGAUGAUCAGGACGUUGAACUCGGGAGCCUUAACUUUAUGCCCAGGACUAUGAAGGCAAUUAGAAGCGCAGGUGCAGAGUUUCGACAUGCGUACACCACGACACCGAUGUGUUGCCCAUCAAGGAGUUCUUUGCUUACUGGGGUCUACGUUCACAACCACAAUGUGUACACCAAUAAUGACAACUGCUCAUCUCCGAUGUGGCAAGCCAAGCAUGAGACCAGCACCUUCGCAACAUACCUAUCCAACGCCGGCUACCGAACUGGUUAUUUUGGAAAAUACUUGAAUAAGUACAAUGGGUCAUACAUACCCCCGGGCUGGCGUGAAUGGGGUGGUCUUAUAAUGAACUCAAAGUACUACAACUACAGUGUUAACAUGAAUGGGAAAAGAAUUAAACAUGGCGACGACUAUCAGAGGGAUUACUAUCCGGACUUAAUAGCAAACGACUCUAUAGCAUUUCUCCGAGCCUCUAAACGAAGAUUCUCGCGGAAGCCAGUUCUUCUUGUGAUGUCUUUUCCAGCACCCCAUGGACCUGAAGACUCGGCACCUCAAUUCUCCCACCUCUUCUUUAAUGUAACAACACAUCACACACCAACAUACGACAUGGCUCCAAAUCCUGACAAGCAAUGGAUUUUACGAGUCACGGAGAAAAUGAAGCCCAUUCACAGACAAUUCACAGAUCUUCUAAUGACCAAGAGAUUGCAGACACUACAGAGCGUUGACAUGGCAGUCGAGCGAGUCUAUCAGGAGCUCAAAGCGCUCGGAGAGUUAGAUAACACUUACCUAGUUUACACGUCAGAUCACGGAUACCAUCUGGGCCAGUUUGGACUGGUUAAAGGGAAAAGCUUUCCCUUCGAGUUUGAUAUACGUGUACCGUUCCUUGUUCGUGGUCCUGGAGUCGAACCGGGUACAGUGGUAGACGAUAUAGUACUAAAUAUUGAUUUGGCACCGACAUUCCUAGAUAUGGGUGGAGUAGAACCACCAGCACACAUGGAUGGUCGUUCUUUACUACCUUUACUUCAACCGAGACGUAGACGAGCUGCUGCAGCACACUGGCCGGACACAUUUCUUGUUGAGAGUUCUGGACGUCGAGAAACUCAAGCUCAUUUAAUGGAAGAAAGAUUGCGAGCACAGAAAUAUAGCCAAGAGAUGAACGAAAAGUCAACUACUGUACAACCACAAGAUACGUCGUCAGAAAAGGUUGACUUUGAUGUCGAUUCUGAAGAUGAUUUCUUAGAGCUCGACGAUGAUGAUGACGAUAGUGAUAGCGUAGAGACAAGAGAUCCCUUAAAAUUAUCGGCGCCGUUUAUAUCCAACGAGAGUCACAAUCCAAUACUCGAAGCGAGUUUAGAAAAGGUUUUGGAUGCUGAAGAAGCUGGUACUAAUAAUCUUAAUUACCUACCUACUUCAGAUAUUGAAAGUAGUUUAGUAAAUGGCAAAGCAGCUCGGUUAGCAGCAGAAUGCUCUAAAGCUGAAUUGAGAGCUCCUUGCUCCAUUGGACGAAAAUGGAAAUGUGUCCUGGUCAAUGGACGAUGGCGUAAACACAAAUGCAAAUAUGAGCCAGAGAUAAGCACUUCACAACCAAAGAUGAGUACAAAAAAAUGUGCUUGUUUCACACCAAGUGGGUUGGUAUAUACAAGAUUAGAAACUGAUGGUACCAUUGCUAGGCGACCAGUUGAAGUACAAAAAGAUAACAAUAAUACGAGAAGCAAAAGAUCAUUAAAUAAUGACGUUUUCGAACCCGACACUGUUGACAGUAUUCUAGAAGAGAAUCCAAGUAUUGGACAUUUGAGCUUUAAAAAUGAAUUUGUUGAUGAAUCGGAGAACAGAAACAUUGUUAACAAUAUAGAUAAACUUAUAAAAGAAACUGAGGCAUUUCUUAAGGCUUAUGAACGUACCAAAGAAAAUAUAGAUCAUAAGAGGACUAAAAGAAAAGCACAACAUUGGAAUCGUAAUAAACAUAAGCAAAAAAACGAUCCAAUGUUGAAUAAUAAUGAAUCGUCACUAGAAUGUAAGAUAGAAAAGGAUGGAACAGUUAACUGUUCACAAGUUAUUUAUAAUGAUUUAAAGGCAUGGCACACGAAUAGAUUAAGUUUAGAAGACCAAAUAAGGCAGCUGAGAACAAAACUAGAAGAUUUAAAGGAAAUUAAAAGGCAUUUAAAAAUUAGUAAACCUGCAGUCGAGAUACAAACGAUAACACCGACAUAUUUAAGCCACCAAUUGCUUAAUAAGACUGCAAGUCAUGAAAAUAACACUAAAGAAAAUUUUAGAAAAAAUCGUUUACAUAGGCUCAAAUCGAAACACCGAAAUGGAACUUUGUUUGAUAAAAAAUUCAGGCAGUCAAACGAAUACAUACUACCGACGGUAAAUUCUAACACUAAAGACGACGUUUUUAAUACGCAGUUAAAGAAUGAAACGUCCCCGGAGACAAGUAUGGGAUUAAUUAAUAUUUCUAAUCAAGAUAUUAGUAAUGAUACAAACCAGACUAAUCAUAAAGACGAAUCACUGAUAUCUCCAGUUAUAACAGUUACAACUAGUCAAAGUUUAUUUGAUCAAAAUUUAAUUGACGAAAAAACCACGCAGCCAAGUGUCACGGGAGUUUUUGGUGAUGUAACAGCAACAGAAUUUUCUCAAUUUACUGACGCAUAUACCACAAAAAAUACAAAACUUAACGAGAAUCUAACCCAAGUCACGAGUGAUUGGAAAACAACACCAGUUGACUUUUUUUCGAAUUUACAUUAUUAUAGUUCAGCAGCAGAUAAAGUUAUUUCUGCACAUAAAUCAAGUACAAUAGAACCAGUGACGACAGUUAGUUAUCUCACUAGCACGUAUAACCCCUCGACGAGACCUAGGACGACUGUUGGUACAUUAGGACCUACACGAUUCGAUGCAUCGGAGUAUGAACAAAGAAAUCCAAAUAAGGGAAGUUCUAAUAAGAAUGGCAUAUUUGGCAAACCACCAGACGUGUUUCAAAAGAGACUCCAUCCUUUAUUCAUUGAAAAUGAAGAUCAGCAUGUAUGUUACUGUGAGGAGAAUCGUAAAGUAAAACCAGUGGGCCAUUCUUAUUUGGAAGCUGCACAAAAAGCUAGAGAAGAGCGAAGGAAAUUGAAAGAACAGAGAUUACGAAAGAAGUUGAGGAAAGCGAAAAAGAAGGCGGAAUUGGAAAGACUAUGUGAAUCGGAACGCAUGAAUUGCUUCCGACACGACAAUGACCACUGGCGUACCGCUCCGCUUUGGACUGCUGGACCUUUUUGUUUCUGUAUGAGCUCUUCAAAUAACACAUACAACUGCGUUAGAACAAUCAACGCCACACAUAACCUACUUUAUUGCGAAUUCGUCACUGGAUUAAUAACUUAUUACAAUUUACGAAUUGAUCCUUUUGAAACACAAAACCGAGUGAAAUAUUUAACAUCAUCGGAGAAAGAAUAUUUUCAUAACCAAUUGCAACAACUGUUAAGUUGUCGUGGCCCAUCGUGCAGAAGAUAUUCGCAUUCGAAUCAGUCCGGAAGCAAUGAAGAUAUAAGUAGACGUUAUGAGGAUGAUCUUUCAUAUGCUGGCGAACCAAUUGGAUAUAACGGAAGACCAUGGCGAAUUGGCGGAUACGGUCGACGUUAUGCAAGAGCGAGGGAAUUACAUCGGCGCCGACACACGAUGGCAUUCUAGUCGAUUUAAUUUAUUUGAAAUAUUUUUGUGAAAUUUUCGUAAUUUCUUGGUGAUUAUAAACCAAGCGGAAUGUAUUAAAAAUAAUAAACCGGAAACUGCACCACAUGCAGAGAAUAGUUGGAACUGGAAACGACAAUAGUAUAAGCUAUGUAUUCUUAGUAAAACUACAUCGAAUCUUAUAGGGCUUCCCAUUAUAAUCAUUGUCAGUGUAUAUUUACAUUUCUUAUUACAUACAUGUAUGACAGCUUGUAGUAAAAACUCUAUUACUGUGCCUAUAUCCUUCUUGUUAUAUAAUGGAAGUUUUUGGAUAUUACUUGAAUAAUUCAUAGUACCUUUAGAAAAAAUAUAUAAAAAUGUUUUGUC